AUGACUGAAGCUUUGGCGCAAAUCGGAGUAUACGAUCCUGUUAGGAGCAGUCCAUCUACUUCAACGGACACCGUUCUUCCAGCGCUCCCCUUGAAAGAAGUUACCGAAGAAGACGAUUAUGUUAAGUUCAAAAAGAUCGAACGACAACUCGAGCAUCUGGAUGUGAUUGAGGACUACAUUAAGCUUGAAACACGAAAUCUCGAGAAAGAACUCCUCCAUGCACAAGAAGAGGUCAAGCGAAUCCAAUCGGUGCCACUUGUUAUCGGACAAUUCCUUGAGGCCGUCGAUCAGGAUCACGCUAUUGUCGGCUCUACGACAGGAUCAAAUUACUUUGUGCGUGUUUUAUCAAUUCUUGAUCGGGAGCUCCUAAAGCCGGGAUGUUCUGUUGCGCUGCACAAAUACAGCAACGCCCUCGUCGAUGUACUUCCUCCUGAGGCUGACUCGAGCAUUCAAAUGUUGCGCCCCGAUGAGAAGCCUGAUGUUUCAUAUGCGGAUAUUGGUGGCCUUGACAUGCAAAAGCAGGAGAUGAGGGAAGCAGUCGAACUUCCUCUGACCCAUGGAGAGCUCUAUGCCCAGAUUGGAAUUGAUCCACCACGAGGAGUGCUGAUGUAUGGUCCACCAGGUUGCGGAAAAACCAUGUUGGCUAAGGCUGUCGCUGCACACACUUCCGCAUCUUUUAUUCGCGUUGUUGGCUCCGAGUUUGUCCAGAAAUAUCUUGGAGAAGGUCCGCGAAUGGUCCGUGAUGUUUUCCGUCUCGCAAAAGAAAAUUCGCCAUCCAUUAUCUUCAUUGAUGAAAUUGAUGCCAUUGCAACCAAGCGUUUUGAUGCUCAAACUGGUGCCGAUCGUGAAGUUCAACGUAUUCUACUCGAGCUUCUCAAUCAAAUGGAUGGCUUUGAUCAAACUACGAAUGUCAAGGUGAUUAUGGCUACAAAUCGACAGGAUACUUUGGACCCUGCUUUGUUGCGUCCUGGUCGUUUGGAUCGAAAGAUUGAAUUCCCAUUGCCCGAUCGCAGACAGAAACGUCUCGUUUUCUCGACAAUCACCUCAAAAAUGAAUCUGGCAGACGAUGUCGACCUUGAAGAUUUUGUGGCACGACCGGACAAAAUUUCCGGAGCCGAUAUCAAUGCAAUUUGUCAAGAGGCUGGAAUGCACGCGGUUCGGGAAAAUCGUUACGUCGUCCUUACGAAGGAUUUCGAUAAAGCCUACAAAAAUGUGAUUCGAAAGGAUCAAAACGACUUCGAGUUUUACAAA
Molecule: messenger RNA, 1251 nt
Organism: Mesorhabditis belari
Lineage: Eukaryota; Metazoa; Nematoda; Chromadorea; Rhabditida; Rhabditidae
Source: the annotation of a GenBank genome assembly